This is a messenger RNA of Laccaria bicolor S238N-H82, 732 nucleotides long. RefSeq lists its product as uncharacterized. The coding region runs from base 1 to 732 and encodes 243 amino acids. The transcript has 2 exons. The record is from RefSeq and is a predicted model, not a curated record. Lineage: Eukaryota; Fungi; Basidiomycota; Agaricomycetes; Agaricales; Hydnangiaceae.
AUGCGCUCGCAUCUUCCGCGAAGUGGUCAUGAUGGAGGAUGGGAUGAGACGUCGUUGUUAUUCUUGGCAUUCCUACAUUGCACGCAGCAGUGGAGCACCGCCUCCAAGAACACGACCUUGGGCGGCCUUAUUUUUGACCAAACAAGCAUAAAUACGCCGAUUUUCUUGAAAAUCCCACCAACUUGUCACCAACACGAUGUCCGGAUUACGAAGUGGCGUCAGAGCGUAGCGCUAGAAAAAGCGCCAGACAGUGAACAAAUUCACGUACUAUUUCUGGCAGACUACGCCAAUAUUCUUCGCGUUCUGCCUUUGAAUGUCAACGCUAGUAUGACAACAAGCGCCCAACUGAAGCGCCCCACUAACUACAGUCAUAACUUAGCAAAAUGUCCGAAAACCGAACGGAAAGCCCGAGAUCUCGAGUCUCGAGUUUCGACAAUCUUGGACGACAGGCUUAAAUACACAUACACCUUGCAGAAACUUCUCAACUCCGCCUCGCUUUGUGUAAACAACCAUUUGAGGAAGGAAGCGGGCAUCAAUGACGCAAAUCCUCCACCAACUCAGGUAUAUGGAGUGCUCCACACUCCACUCGAGGUUAUAAUGAUACGGACUUGUGCCAAGUGCGGUUGUUUGCACAAAGCGAGGCAGAGACCAGAAGUUUUCGGGAGGUGUCUAGGGUUUUGCAUUUGGCUGUCAUUAUCCACACCAAUUCAACACAUGAGGAGUGGGAUGUAG